This is a messenger RNA of Cygnus olor (mute swan), 1124 nucleotides long. It is a transcript of the gene PSMA4, whose product is annotated as proteasome 20S subunit alpha 4. The transcript has 9 exons. The record is from RefSeq and is a predicted model, not a curated record. Lineage: Eukaryota; Metazoa; Chordata; Aves; Anseriformes; Anatidae. Gene Ontology annotation, biological process: ubiquitin-dependent protein catabolic process. The coding region runs from base 89 to 874 and encodes 261 amino acids. Gene Ontology annotation, cellular component: nucleus; proteasome core complex, alpha-subunit complex; proteasome core complex.
GCGGCACCGCGCAUGCGCGGCGGCCAUUUCCGACGCGGCGGUGAAGGCCCGCUCGCCGCCCGCCCGCCCGCAGCGCCGCGCCGGCACCAUGUCUCGAAGAUACGACUCCAGAACUACCAUAUUCUCUCCAGAAGGUCGAUUGUAUCAGGUCGAAUAUGCGAUGGAAGCAAUCGGACAUGCGGGUACUUGCUUGGGGAUUCUAGCAAACGAUGGCGUUCUGCUAGCUGCAGAGAGACGCAACAUUCACAAGCUUCUCGAUGAAGUUUUUUUUUCAGAGAAAAUAUACAAACUUAAUGAGGAUAUGGCUUGCAGUGUUGCAGGAAUAACUUCCGAUGCCAACGUUCUGACAAAUGAACUGAGACUGAUUGCCCAGAGGUAUUUGUUACAGUAUCAGGAGCCCAUUCCUUGUGAGCAGCUGGUAACCGCGCUGUGUGAUAUCAAGCAGGCCUAUACCCAGUUUGGAGGAAAACGUCCUUUUGGUGUUUCAUUGCUGUACAUUGGCUGGGAUAAGCAUUAUGGAUUUCAGUUGUAUCAAAGUGAUCCUAGUGGAAAUUAUGGAGGAUGGAAAGCCACAUGCAUUGGGAAUAAUAGUGCUGCGGCUGUGUCAAUGCUAAAACAAGACUACAAAGAAGGGGAAAUGACCUUAAAGACUGCGCUUGCGUUAGCCAUUAAGGUUCUAAACAAGACCAUGGAUGUUAGCAAACUCUCUGCAGAGAAAGUUGAAAUUGCAACACUGACCAGAGAGAACGGAAAGACAGUAAUAAGGGUUCUGAAGCAGAAGGAGGUGGAGCAGUUGAUAAAACAACAUGAGGAGGAGGAAGCAAAAGCUGAACGUGAAAAGAAGGAAAAAGAACAAAAAGAGAAAGAUAAAUAGAAUAUGAAAUCAAAUAUCCUGUAGAUAAUACAGGACCUGCUUCAGUAAAAGAUAAUCUGGAUUUCUGUUUUGUAGCAGCCUACAAAUACGCCAUGGGGGACCCAGAAUUACUUUUGCUGAACCAGGUCCUUAAUCAUCAUUCAGAUAAUUAGUUUUCCGCUCCUUAUAUUGACCAAUAAUUGCUUUAAUUCUUGAACACUCUUUCUUUCAUCUUCUAUUUUUUAUUAUGGAAUAAAAUUUAAGAAGAAUA